AGAGAAAGGUAAGUUUAUUCAUUCCAUUUCAAGAGAUUAACGCACGCUUUUUAAAACAUGGUAAAUACAGUAAAAUACACAUGAACCUAUUUUGAGAAUCACUGUUUUGUACAUAAAUUUGUCGACAUUUUCGAAAGGUUUUAAAGGAAGCAUUGUCCACAAGUUUGUCUCGACCAGGAGAAUCAGAAGAAGAGCCAGAGGAUUUCGAACACUGCGUGCCAAUGGAAUUAAAUGUGGAUGAAGAGAUACCAAGCGAUGUUCCUUGCAGCAAAACAAACAGCGCUUUGACUCAGACAGAUGGUUGUGUUGGUUGUGCGUACCUACUGAAAGAGAAAAGGAAAACACGGAACAAAUAUGUAGCUCUGAAAGCAAAAUACGAUGAAUUAGUGAAAGCCAAACGUUCUAAAGGUGUUCAGUGCAAUAUACUGAAUGACGAAGAGGUCAUUCAGCACAGAGCUGAAUCUGAAAUGACGGCAGGCAACGACGUAAAUGAAGAGUCUGAAGACAGCGAAGUUGAAAUAGACACGGUUGCGGACGACGAUUUUAAAAUAGAAGACGAGGCUGAAUCGGGAAGAUCGGAAUUUGAUGAAUUAGAAGAUGAAUGCAGAAGGAAUCCUAGAGAAAACAUACGGAACGAAGAAAAAUACAUUGUUUUCCAAUCCCAGUUGAUGUUACUGUUUAAAUUUUGCCAUGUUUGCAAGGCAGAUAACCCGCUCGUAGAAAUGGUAACAGAUGGUACACUAGUUGUUGUCAAAACAACCUGUGGAAACCCCGCGUGCGAUAAAAGGAAUAACAUCUGGAAAAGUCAGCCACUUUUGCCAAACACAAAAGUAAAUGCAGGAGACUUCCUUUUAAGUUUUGCCAUACUUGUUUCUGGAGGAUCUUCCACCAAAGUGAUCAACAUGUUUCGACACAUGGGGCUUGCUACAAUAUCUAAUGAGUCUUUCUAUAGACACCAAGUGAAAAUGGUGCUUCCGACAAUCUUUCUUCACUGGAAAGACUAUCAAAGAAAGAUUCUUGAUAGAUUACAGGCUCUGGAAUCAAUUACCAUUUCUGGUGACGCACGACAUGACAGCAUGGGUCAUAGUGCAAAAUAUGGUGCUUAUACAAUAUUUUGUUGUACUUCAGCUGAAAUAAUCGAUUUUAGUUUGAUCCAGAGAAAUGAGGUUGGAAGCAGCACAGGAAUAGAAUUCGAAGGUUUUCAGAGGUGUUUGAAUUUUUUGUUGGAUGAUGGUCUGAACAUUUCCACAAUGGUGUCAGAGUAAAAUCUCGUCAGCCGAUGGAACGCAACGAGCCAAAUGAUACCACAUCUGUUACCAAUGGUCUGCUUCUCCCUGAAUAGUAACAAAAACAAUUUAUACAAAAAUUCCGUCUCGAAUUUAUUUAGCAGUUACAUUGUUGCAUUGUAAAACUUUAAACUUCAUUGUUCUUGCAA
This is a messenger RNA of Xenia sp. Carnegie-2017, 1435 nucleotides long. RefSeq lists its product as uncharacterized. The record is from RefSeq and is a predicted model, not a curated record. The coding region runs from base 222 to 1265 and encodes 347 amino acids. The transcript is spliced from 6 exons. NCBI's taxonomy places the organism in Eukaryota, Metazoa, Cnidaria, Anthozoa, Malacalcyonacea, Xeniidae.